AUGUAUAAAACGCAAUGUAGUCGGCUAAGAGGUUUGUUUGGAAUAAGCAUAAAACAGAAACUGGUGGAAUAUGGUCCCCGAUGCAAACAGACAGCCCGUGGUCUCAUUCUGAUGCGCAGGAGAGCUCCGCCACACUGGAUAACUUAUCAGCAUCUCAACUUCCUCAAACGCCAGUAUGUGUCAAAGAACCUGGGUGAGCUCCACCAACGGGCCGCCCCCAAGCAGGUGGCGGUGCUUGCUGAUGUUGACGAGAGCAAUAUUGAUGAGAGGCGGGUCCAAAGAAUCUCAACUAUCAAGCCCGCAGUCGAGGACGUAUCCACCUCGGAAGUGGCUCCAGAAGCACCAGUGACUGAGACGACAUCGGAUGAGACGCCACAUGUUCAGGUUGAGACGGAUGAAGCCAGAGAGGCGCGUCUGGACCGACAGUGGAAGCAACUAAAAGUGGAAGCUGCUGACCUGCCCGACAUCUAUGCCCGACUUGCAAAAAUCAAACUCACAGCACUCGUAGUCACGACGGCAGCGGCCGGUUAUGCAAUGGCACCGGUGCCCUUUGAUCCAACCAUCUUCUUUGUGGCGUGUCUGGGGACGGGACUUGCUUCCAGUGCUGCCAAUUCUAUUAAUCAGUACUUUGAGGUGCCAUUUGACUCCAACAUGAACCGAACCAAGAACCGUCCACUUGUCCGAGGGCAGAUAAGUCCCCUACAUGCUGUCACCUUCGCGCUGGCUUGUGGCGUGCCGGGCGUGGCGCUUUUGACGUGCGCCGUCAACCCUCUGACAGGGUUUCUGGGCGCCCUUAACAUCGUGCUGUACACGUGUUGCUAUACACCGCUCAAGAGGCUCACCAUCGCCAACACGUGGGCAGGUGCUGUGGUGGGUGCCAUACCGCCUGUCAUGGGUUGGACGGCUGCCACUGGCUGCCUGGAUCCAGGUGCGCUGCUUUUAGGCGGCUUCCUGUAUAGCUGGCAGUUCCCGCACUUCAACGCUCUCAGCUGGAACCUGAGGGAGGACUACUCACGUGGCGGGUACCGCAUGAUGUCAGUCACGCAUCCGGCCAUGUGUCGUCGCGUUGCUCUGCGGCACAGCGCGGCUCUGGCCGGCCUCACUGCGGCGGCACCUGCAUUGGGUGUCACCACGUGGACUUUCCCUCUGGUGUCGCUGCCCAUCAACGCAUACAUCACACUACUGGCCUUCAGAUUCUAUCGACGGGGCGACCGCACCAGCGCCCGCAAGUUGUUUUUCUGCAGCCUAUGGCAUCUGCCUAUGCUGCUGCUACUCGCGCUCACCUGCAAGAAGCCUCGCGACAGCAGUGAGGCUAGUGCAAGCUAA
Messenger RNA from Nerophis lumbriciformis (worm pipefish), 1326 nucleotides. NCBI's taxonomy places the organism in Eukaryota, Metazoa, Chordata, Actinopteri, Syngnathiformes, Syngnathidae. The record is from RefSeq and is a predicted model, not a curated record.